AUGCCAGGCACAAAACGAUAUCAGCACGUGAUCGAGACCCCUGAGCCUGGUAAGUGGGAGUUUUCAGGGUGUGAAACAGCUGUGCCAAUCACAGAGAAGUCCAACCCAUUGACCCGGAACUUGGACAAAGCAGAUGCAGAGAAAAUUGUUCAACUGCUGGGGCGGUGUGAUUAUGAGAUCUUCCAGGAGGAGGGGCUGUCUGUCCACUCUCUACAGAGACUGUACAGAGAGUCAGUUCUGACCACCAUGCUGCAAGUGGCUGGGAAAGUCCAGGAGGUAUUGAAGGCACUAACUCUCCACCUGUUUCUCAGCCAAAAACUUCCGUCUGUUGUGACCUCUCGGGAACAGACAGAAGACAGUGCCCUACAUGGAGGGCUGAAGACCGAGGAGCUGAAGAAGGCACCCUUUGUGGCAGGCCAGAUGGACUACUGCAUGGAUAACACAGCUGUCUUUUUGCCAGUUCUGGUUGGCUUCAAUCCAGUGAGCAUGGCCAGAAAUGAUGCCAUUGAAGACUGGAGAUCAACAUCCCGGCAAGUAGCGGAGUGGAUGCAGAAGAUGCAAGAGAGACAGGAAGCUUUCGUGCUCAAUCUUGCUGUUGGGCCCGAGGGGCUCAGUGGCUCUUCCCCAAUGAAAGGUGGAAGUGCCACCAAGGUUCUGAUGGAAACCCUGCUACUGGUGGCCCACAAGACUGUGGACCAGGGUGUUGCUGCCUGUCAAAGAUGCCUUCUGGAAAUCCUGAGGACAUUUGAGCAGGCUCAUCGUCAAAGUUCCAAAAUUGCCACCCUGAUGAAACAAGUCAGCACCAGCCUAGAGAAGAAAGGCUAGGUGUACUUAGUUGGCUGGCAGACCCUUGGCAUCAUUGCCAUCAUGGAUGGAGUAGAGUGUAUCCACACCUUUGGUGCUGACUUCCAGGAUAUCUGUGGCUUUCUCAUUGGUGACCACAGUGGCAUGUUUAACCAGAAGGCAGAGCUCACCAACCAGGGUACCCAGUUCACCUUCUCGCAGGAUGACUUCCUGACCUCCAUUCUGCCAUCCCUGGUGGCAAUUGACACUGUGAUCUUCGUUUUCACCCUGGAUGAUAACCUCACGGAGGUCCAGGCACUGGUGGAGCAGGGGAGAGAGAAGACCACAAACAUCCAGGCCCUUGUUCACAGCACUGUGGGGCAGUCCUUGCCGGCUUCUCUAAAGAGGCUCUUUCUGUCCAUCAUCAGCAUUACAUGGCCGAUUCUUUUCUUUGAAUAUGAAGGAAGCUACAUCCAGGUAGAUUUCCAGCGUGAGCUAAGCACCAAGUUGGUGUUGAAUACAGUGAGUACAGGCCACGUGCUGCUGGGGAAGAUCCUACAGAACCACAUGCUGGACCUGCGCACUGCCAACUCCAAGUUCUUUUGGAGGGCACUGGCCAUGCUGCAGCGGUUCUCUGGACAGUCCAAGGCUUGCUGCAUUGAGAGCCUCCUCCAAGCCAUUCAUUUUCCUGGAUCCUUGUCCGAUGAUGUCCGUGCUGCUCCCAUCUCCCGCCAUGUCCAGGUUGCCCGCAAGAAGCAGAAGGUGAUCCCCACAGCCUUGACGAGCCUACUACUCAGGUGCCGCAUCACAGAAGCUAAGUCGUGCCUGGCUGCAGCUCCUUCUGUCUGUGAAGUUGUCAGGAGCACCCUCUCUGGGCCGGGUCAGAAGCGCACUGCCCAAGCCCUUGGAGACCCUACAGCCUGUAGUAGUGCAGUGAAUUGAUGUUUCUGGGACCAUGAAGGGGCUGAGCCUGGGUCCAGUCCUAAGAAGACUUGUGCCAGC
This is a messenger RNA of Phodopus roborovskii (desert hamster), 1785 nucleotides long. RefSeq names its product glucokinase regulator (gene Gckr). Lineage: Eukaryota; Metazoa; Chordata; Mammalia; Rodentia; Cricetidae. Gene Ontology annotation, cellular component: mitochondrion; nucleoplasm; cytosol. Gene Ontology annotation, biological process: glucose homeostasis; negative regulation of glucokinase activity; response to fructose. Gene Ontology annotation, molecular function: fructose-6-phosphate binding; enzyme binding; enzyme inhibitor activity. The record is from RefSeq and is a predicted model, not a curated record.